This is a messenger RNA of Penicillium cosmopolitanum, 519 nucleotides long. RefSeq lists its product as uncharacterized. Lineage: Eukaryota; Fungi; Ascomycota; Eurotiomycetes; Eurotiales; Aspergillaceae. The record is from RefSeq and is a predicted model, not a curated record. The transcript has a single exon. Bases 1 to 519 code for a protein of 172 amino acids.
AUGCCGGUGAAGCGUAGCGAGCGCGGAGGGAACGCGUCCAGCGACGCGUCUGACCCUCCCGUUCCCGACGCAGCACCCGUUCUACCCACCACGAGGUCGGGCCUUGUUCGCCAGGGUCCAGUGGCCACAACCACACAGGGAAUUGCUGCAGAAGGAGACAAUGAAGUCGGAUCACUUCCAGGGGCAACCAAGGGCCUAGCGCAGCAGAUUCUGCAUUACCUUAAACCGAUCCUACGAGCGAACACCGAGCUUCGGAUUGCAAACGCCGAACUUGGGGAGGAAUGCAAACGCAUGUCAGAAGCAUACAAGAACGUAGAGGCCAUCGCGGCCGAAGCAGCGUUAUAUCGCAAGGAACUGGAAGAAUCGCGGAAAGAGGUCCAUGUAGACCUCGAAAUGGUGCGGUUCCGGUUCCAAGGUCUGGAACCGCGCACCAGAACCGGAGGUUCUGCGGUUCUAAUAUGUAAGAACCGCGAUUGCAUAAUUUUGCCAAGGAUUUCCUUUUUCGGAUGGAUAAGAUGA